GCGCACUCACACAGGGGAACGUCCAUAUGCCUGUACGCACGCCGGUUGUAGCAGCGCUUUUAAAAACUCUUACGAGCUCACAAGACAUAUGCGCACUCACACAGGGGAACGUCCGUAUGUCUGUAUCCAUCCUGGGUGCGCAAGUACUUUCAAGCACACCAGCCAAGUUACUGUUCACAUGCGCAUUCACACAAAAGAUCAUCCAUAUGCAUGUAACCACCCUGGUUGUAGCAGCGCUUUUAAAACCUCAAGCGCCCUCACAGUGCAUAUGCGCACUCACACAGGGGAACGUCCGUAUGCCUGCACCCACUCUGGUUGUAACAGCGCUUUUAAAAGCUCUGGUGAACUCACAAGGCAUAUGCGCACUCACACAGGGGAACGUCCGUAUGCCUGUGGCCACCCUGGAUGCACAAAAGAACGUCCAUAUGCUUGUAACCACCCUGGUUGUAGCAGCGCUUAUAAACGCUCUUAUCAACUCACAGUGCAUAUACGCAGUCACACAGAGGAACGUCCGUAUGCCUGUACCCACUCUGGUUGUAACAGCGCUUUUAAAAGCUCUGUUGAACUCACAAGGCAUAUGCGCACCCACACAGGGAAACGUCCCUAUGCCUGUAACCACCCUGGAUGCGCAACCACAUGCGCACUCACACAACGUCCGUAUGCCUGUAAUCACCUUGGUUGUAGCAGCGCUCUUAAAAGCUCUGGUGAACUGA
Molecule: messenger RNA, 713 nt
Organism: Sphaeroforma arctica JP610
Lineage: Eukaryota; Ichthyosporea; Ichthyophonida
Exons: 3
Coding region: 27-713 (228 amino acids)
Source: RefSeq, a predicted model, not a curated record